Molecule: messenger RNA, 714 nt
Organism: Perkinsus marinus ATCC 50983
Lineage: Eukaryota; Perkinsozoa; Perkinsida; Perkinsidae
Exons: 9
Coding region: 1-714 (237 amino acids)
Biological process (GO): tRNA methylation
Source: RefSeq, a predicted model, not a curated record
AUGUUCAGGGGCCGUAUGCGGACUCUGAUGCAACAGGUGCAGCGACUGGACGAUGAUACUGCUGAUGUUAAAACUGCUCUGAAGCGGAUGUCUCGCAAACAGCGAAGGGAAGCCCUACGGAAACAGCGAGAGGGGGCGAAAGCCAAGGGAGAUGAAGUCGUCCAUUGUGACUUUUGGGUAGCAGCAAAACACCGGUAUUGCAAAUUCCAGCCCGCAAAAGGCUCAACUAAGUGCAGUGUCCAUCAAGAUGAUGCUGAGGGCGAUAAGAAGCGAAUCCCAUGCCCGAUCGAUCCAAAUCAUACAGUGUACGAGCGGAACCUCGAGAAGCAUAUCGCUGUGUGCAGUAAAACGAAGGAUAACGACUUCAUUAAAAGACAACCACUUUACGAUGAGGGAUAUAAUAUACCCGAGGGAAAGAGGCCAGACCCUACACUAGAUGGUGUUUCUAUUACCAAUGGUGAUAAUGAGGAUGAGGACGCUGUGAGAAAGUUAUCAGAUGAGCUCAGGAAGGAUAGCACUACUGAGAGAAUCGAUAUUGAAGGUGAGGCCAUCAGUUGUGAAGAUGAUCCGUCGAAUGUGACCACUCGAGUGAGUGAGAGUAUAGUGUCCAAUGCUGUAGCAGAUAAGCACGACAUACAGAACGGCAGAUUGUUGAGGAUUAUGGAGAAAGAGGGCAUGUUGAGUAGUUGUGAUGAUGAUACCGCUCUUCAUUGA